Vicugna pacos (alpaca) is the source of this 2329-nucleotide messenger RNA. RefSeq names its product DNA replication and sister chromatid cohesion 1 (gene DSCC1). Gene Ontology annotation, cellular component: chromatin; Ctf18 RFC-like complex; chromosome, centromeric region. The record is from RefSeq and is a predicted model, not a curated record. Gene Ontology annotation, biological process: mitotic sister chromatid cohesion; maintenance of mitotic sister chromatid cohesion. Lineage: Eukaryota; Metazoa; Chordata; Mammalia; Artiodactyla; Camelidae.
GAUGAGGAGGACCCGCGAGGAGGUGGACGCGACGCUCCAGAUCGCCAAGCUGAACGCGGCCGAGCUGCUGCCCACCGUGCACUGCCUGGGCUUCGGCCCCGGGGCCAGCGCGGCCGCCGGCGACUUCUGCCUGCUGGAGCUGGAGCCCGCGCUGUGCGAGCAGCUGGAGGCGGGACACAGUCUUGUGAUUCGUGGUGAUAAAGAUGAGCAGGCUGUGCUGUGCAGUAGAGACAAAACCUAUGACUUGAAAAUCGCAGACACUUCCAAUAUGUUGCUUUUUAUUCCUGGUUGUAAAACUCCAGACCAGCUGCAGAUGGAAGAAACGCACUGUAACAUUAUUCACACUGAGAUCUUUGGUUUUUCCAAUAAUUAUUGGGAAGUGAGAAGAUGUAGACCUAAAUUAAAGAAGCUCAAGAAACUUUUGAUGGAAAACGCCUAUGAAGGACCUGAUAGUCAAGAAGAAAAGGAUUCCAGUCACCCAAAAUAUACAACUGAAGAUCUGCUUGAUCGAAUUCAGGCAAGUGAGGAAGAAAUAAUGGCCCAAUUACAAGUUCUAAAUGCCUGUGAGAUUGGAGGUUAUUGGAGGAUUCUUGAAUUUGAUUACGAGAUGAAACUUCUGAAUCACAUCACUCAGCUUGUGGAUUCUGAAUCCUGGCCUUUUAGUAAAGUGCCUUUGAGUAUAUGCCUUCAGGAGCUUGGACCACUGGAGCCAGAGGAAAUGAUUGAACACUGUCUUAAGUGUUAUGGAAAGAAAUACAUAGAGGACGGUGAAGUUUAUUUUGAAUUGAGUGCAGAUAAAAUAUGCAGAGCCACAGCACAAAUGCUACUUCAGAAUGCGGUGAAAUUCAAUCUUGCUGAAUUUCAAGAAGUGUGGCAACAGAGUGUUCCUGAAGGAAUGAUAACUAGGCUUGAUCAGCUUAAGGGUUUAGCCUUGGUGGACAGACACUCAAGACCGGAAAUUAUAUUUUUGCUGAAAGUAGAUGAUUUACCUGAGGAUAAUCAGGAACGUUUUAAUAGUCUGUUCUCUCUAAGGGAGAAGUGGACAGAAGAAGAUAUUGCUCCAUACAUUCAAGAUUUGUGUGGAGAGAAGCAAACCAUUGGUGCAUUACUCACUAAAUAUUCCCGAUCUUCAAUGCAAAAUGGUGUUAAAGUUUAUAACUCAAGGAGACCAAUUUCUUAAGGACAAUAGUCUUUUCUUUGGGACUAAAGUGCUUUGUAAAGUUGCUAGUUGUAAGAGAAAGGUGUUUUGUUUUUUUUUUAAUGUAUUUGUGUUCCAGACUUAAAAACCUAGACCUUUGAGGCAUUUUUCUCCUCAUCUUAAGCAUUUUGAAACUACUGCUCUUCUUUUUUUCUUAAAUGUAAUAGGAUAUCUUGUAUCUUUCAGGUUAUGUUUGUGUUAUGUACACAGUGUAAACAAGGACAAAAAGUUUUAUUUCCUAUUUUAGUAUUUCUCUGUAGUCUAUAUGAUUUUAUUUAUAGAAUAGUUUGGUUUUUUAUAUUUAAAAUUACACUUUAAUUAGGAUUUGACAUUCUAAUCAUUAAUAAAUUCAAAAGUUUUCAGAGAACUGAAUAGUAAGUUUACUAGAAGAAAAUUAUUUAUUCACUUAAAUGUCAUUUCUCAAGUAAGUGAGUUCCCCUUUAGUUUUGACCUUCCACCAAAACAGGAAGUCACAUGAUGCUAUCAGUUAUCUAAAUUAGUUGUUUGUACUGAUGAAAUUGGCUUGACAGUUGCUCCUGUUCACCUGGCUGAUGUACACAUGCACUUUGGGAUGAAAGUUUAUGUACUCCCUUUUUGCUUCUUUGUCUCCCAUUUGUUCCUUAACCCAGUAACAUCUCUUUAACCAAAUGGCAUCUGUCCAUCCUAGUAAAUAUUCUCCAUCUUCCAUGCAAAAUGGUGUUAGUUUAUAAUUCAAGAAGACCCAUGUCAAUACUAAUCCUAUGUGAAGAAUAGUAAUAGAGUAGUUUAUAAUCCUAUAAUAAAGGAUACAGGUAAUACUCACUAGAAAACUGCAAGUGAUUUCUAGCUGGUUUUGGAAUGCUUGAUAAAGCUCCUUUACAUCUUUACAUUCCUUAAUGCAUUUUCGUUUAGACCAAAGUUCAAAUUAAUUUUAACUUAGCUAAUGAACUUGUCACUAGGAUAGUUGGAAGGGAUAAGCAAAGUUAAAUCUGAUCCAAAGUUAAAAGAAAAACAAGUGAAUGGAUAAUACAUAGUUAAUCAAGAUUUAACUGUUAUUGGAAUUUACAACUGUUUUAUUUUCAUGCACAUGAAAUGUGAAUACGAUGGCUUCAAAAUAUUUGGUGUUUCAAUAAAUUUUUCUGCAUCAUUAUA